This is a messenger RNA of Pseudovirgaria hyperparasitica, 1765 nucleotides long. RefSeq lists its product as uncharacterized. Bases 108 to 1697 code for a protein of 529 amino acids. Gene Ontology annotation, cellular component: actin cortical patch. The transcript is spliced from 3 exons. NCBI's taxonomy places the organism in Eukaryota, Fungi, Ascomycota, Dothideomycetes, Acrospermales, Acrospermaceae. The record is from RefSeq and is a predicted model, not a curated record. Gene Ontology annotation, molecular function: phosphatidate phosphatase activity.
CCAGGUUUUCUAUUACCUCAACGCAUAUGCCGCUGGCCAUAUCUUCUCUGCUGUGACACCUGGGCAGGCUGGUCUCUUCCAACUCUCCCUGUUUCCCUUCAUUCGCCAUGUUGUGCAACAGUCGCUACUUUCUGCUCAUCGCCGCAGCAUUAGCUGGUCGUCUAGCUGUAGCUUCGCCAGUUCCUGAACCUACUGCUGUACCAAAUCCAGUGGCCGUGCCAGAGCCAGCAAUUACUCCAGCAGACUUCAAUCCUCGUAUUUAUGGACAAUAUGGAGCGCGAUAUGGGAAGGCUUACCGUCGAAAUAUCAUCAGUGAUGCAGCAGGGUUCUUCACGGAUAUAGAGUCUGCUCUUGGAAACAUUCCAUCAUAUGUCAUUUCAGGCAUUCCAGAGUUCUUCCAGAAUUUCCCGACUGGAGAUGCCGUGCUCAGCUCACUGGGAAUCGAUGAGAGCCAGCUCGACGCGUAUCCUACAGAGGUCCUGAACAUACCUCCCUAUGCCAAUUGGACAGAUCAGGGCUGGAAUGUUCGUUUCCACGGAAAUGUAUACAAGCAGCCCAACAUAUCGCAAGAGAAGCUUGAUGACUUGGCUAAUGUCUUUCUGAUUGGGACGGACAUCUCCGAUCUGCCAGACGAGCAGAAGGCCAACGCAAGAAACUUGACAGCGUCAAUCUUCAUUGUCCAGCAAAGCGACCAGAAUGUCUCUUUCUAUCUCGAGCCUGCGCCGAGCGCUGGUGGAGACGGCGAGCCCGGUGGCGGCGGUGCUGUCACGCCUGGUGGGGGAUCCCAGAAUGUUUCAUUCCCAUAUGAGACCACGGCCCAAGGCGAUUUCGACUCUUUCGUGGUGAUUCAGAACGUUUCUGGGAGCGGUCUUAUGGGUGGCAACGAGACGGAACAGAUUCAACGUCUAAAUGUUUACACCGACGGCACCUUGUCAGGAAACGCUACUGCGUAUCUCGUUCCGCCGACGGGUCUAACCUUCAUCAGUGACAUCGAUGAUAUCCUUCGUGUUACUAAAAUCUACGACCCAAAGGAAGGAUUGCUCAAUUCCUUUGCACGUGACUUUACGCCUUGGAUGAAUAUGCCUUCGAUCUAUGCUAACUGGUCAGAAAGCAUACCGAAUGGUCAUUUCCACUAUUUAACCACAACUCCAGAACAAGCGACGCGUAACUAUAUGGACUUCAUCUACAAGACCUACCCUGGGGGUAGCUUUGACACGCGCCCCCUCAACUUCUCAGACGUGAGCGCCACCUUGUCUAUACGCAAGUUCCUCUUAGAUAAGGUCUUUGCCACUUUCCCCGAACGAAAGUUCGUCCUAGUCGCCGACACGUCAAAUAGCGACGUGAUGAAAGCGUACCCUGAAUUGGCCCACAGUCAUCCGAAUCAAGUGCAAUGUAUCUUCCUGCGCAACACAUCAUCAACGGACGACUCGGACAAGUUCCCCUACGACACCUCCGGAUUCGAAGGACUGAAUCAACAGAUGUACAUGUUCUUCAACGUUCCAGAUGACUUGUCGAAUCUUGAUAUCGAGAACGGCCAGUGCUACAAUGCAAGCAUAGCACAGAACGUCACUUUCGGCUAUCAAGACGAAGCGCUAGGUAUUCAUGGCGAUGACGAUGGUGCAGCAGGUCGUGUCGGUAGUAGUGCGACGUUUAGUCUUGUGGCUGCACUGGCCGUGGCAUCUUGGCUACUUAUUUAGAUAUAUGUUUAGAUAUAUAAGCAAUAAUAAAUCAUCUCGGACGCUUGACUACAUGUGCGUUACGCCUC